CUCUUCUCUCUGUUCCUGUCUUUUCGAUCAUUUGACUUGCUGUGGAAUCUUUCAUUCACUAUAGUCUUGUUCUGUAUUCACCCGAUUUCUUAUUCCCGCCAGCACACGUAACAGUCAGCGAGCGCGCGCGAGCUCGUUCUUUCCUAUAAAGAGCUAGUGAAAAACGUUGCAGUUUACGCUCUCGUUUCACAAAUUUCCAGUGCUUUGCAUUAAUUUCUGAAGAUGCAUAACAAAUGUGUGAUCGUGACCUGUUUAUUAAAAAAAAAAAUUAUCUUUCGAUCGCUUAGUUCCAAAACGUGCAAUCGCUUUGAUAGAACAUCGAGAGGAAAAGAAAGGUUGUGAAAAGUAUUGUCAGUGGUGUUGUGAAAACUAAAUUUUUUUAUCACGUUCUUUAUUGAAUCCACAAAUAUAUUGUUUCGACUUCAUUUUUUUUUGUUCUCAUUGCAUGAAGUCUUUAUUCAUAUCUUUUUGAUAAUGCUUAUAGGUGACUCAUAUUCGUUGGGCUACUGAUUCUAGUAUACCCAGAUAAAGCAUACUAGAGACUACUAUUUUACCCCAACGUAUCUAUAUCAACGGAAGAAUUCUAAAAGAGAGAGAGAGAGAGAGAGAGAAAAUAAAUAUUUAAUUAUUAAUUGAAGAAAAAAGAAGAUAAUCCUGCUCAAUAACCUUUAAUAAUAAUUUGAAAAAAGAUGCAGGCACUCACGAUGCGACGAUGUGGCAAUAAUUAUGAGGAAAUGAAUUCACUAGCUGGUCUUGACCAUAUUCAGCAAAAUUUAUUUUUUCAUCAUGGUAGUAACGAUCCAAGAAGAACUGAUCAGUUUAACGAAGACGGUGAGCUACAAGAAUAUAUUGAUAUUGCCCAAGUGCAACAAUUAUUGCAACAACAAACUCAACAGCCACAACAUCAUCACCAACAGCAAACUGCUGGAUCGUAUCUGUGGAGUGCUGUUUAUCCUCCCCCAUCAACAAAUAUCGCAUAUCAUCAUGGAUAUUACCACCAUCAUCUACCAGGACGUCUAUCAGAAACAAGACUACAAAAAAAAUGAAUUCGAUCAAUCAGAUAUGAUUUGUUCUAUUUAUCAUUCAGAUUAUUGUUGUAUAGUUUUUUCAUUCAAUCUUAUUCAAUCUAC
Aphidius gifuensis is the source of this 1130-nucleotide messenger RNA. RefSeq lists its product as uncharacterized. The coding region runs from base 690 to 1046 and encodes 118 amino acids. Lineage: Eukaryota; Metazoa; Arthropoda; Insecta; Hymenoptera; Braconidae. The record is from RefSeq and is a predicted model, not a curated record. The transcript has 2 exons.